This is a messenger RNA of Penicillium taxi, 303 nucleotides long. RefSeq lists its product as uncharacterized. The record is from RefSeq and is a predicted model, not a curated record. The transcript has 2 exons. NCBI's taxonomy places the organism in Eukaryota, Fungi, Ascomycota, Eurotiomycetes, Eurotiales, Aspergillaceae. Bases 1 to 303 code for a protein of 100 amino acids.
AUGUCGAGUCCUAAGAACGUGCGUUACUUGGUUUUGACUGGGGCUGUCACAGCUAUUACAAUUGCAGGAACUCUCUUCGGUGCCGGUAUCAAGACUAACAAAGAAAUAUCCAAGAACACGCUCAAACACCAAGAAGCGACUUUUGAGGAGCAGAUGAAGGCCCUUCGAGACAUGCGCUCGAAUUUAACCGCACGAAGAGGAAUGAUUGAAACGCAAAUACGGGACCUAGAUGCAAGAAUGAAUGAAAAAAAACAAAGAAGUGCGGCUGAAACCGGAUCAGAACACCCGAAUGAAGGACAAUGA